CGAUCAAUAACCGGGGCGGCUUGUUGUCGGACGGCUAGCGGCUCCGACGUCUCGCUGAUUGCGAGCAAAAUUGUUCUGCUCUUCACGCUUCCCGUGUUCUCAAGUCGACCACGCUUUCCCUGCCGUUUGUCGACGCGCAGCUACGAAACAGUAGCACAGCAUAGGCGGCAUGCAACGCCGUCAAAGGCAGGCCCACGCCAUUCGCGCUCGUCGCCCGCCAUCCAGCUGUACGCACCCGUCUCUACCAAUGGCAAAUCCCGCAUAUCCCGGCUCGUCGAAGCCAUCGCCAGACGACCAAUCGGCUGCCUCACGCCCUCGAUCGAUGCGACUCUCACACCCGCUCGAAAGCCGCACCCUUCGCAUAGCAUACUGCCAUAG
Gaeumannomyces tritici R3-111a-1 is the source of this 378-nucleotide messenger RNA. RefSeq lists its product as hypothetical. The record is from RefSeq and is a predicted model, not a curated record. The transcript has a single exon. NCBI's taxonomy places the organism in Eukaryota, Fungi, Ascomycota, Sordariomycetes, Magnaporthales, Magnaporthaceae. The annotation marks the transcript as partial.